Hyaloscypha bicolor E is the source of this 2902-nucleotide messenger RNA. RefSeq lists its product as uncharacterized. The transcript has 2 exons. Bases 109 to 2631 code for a protein of 840 amino acids. Gene Ontology annotation, biological process: negative regulation of transcription by RNA polymerase II; positive regulation of transcription by RNA polymerase II. Lineage: Eukaryota; Fungi; Ascomycota; Leotiomycetes; Helotiales; Hyaloscyphaceae. The record is from RefSeq and is a predicted model, not a curated record. Gene Ontology annotation, molecular function: DNA-binding transcription factor activity, RNA polymerase II-specific; zinc ion binding; RNA polymerase II cis-regulatory region sequence-specific DNA binding.
GCUGUCUCUAAAGUCUCUAAUCUCGCUUUCUUGUAGGAGCGCAUCAUCGGGCAUUUGGAGACAAAACUUUCUUUUGUCCAAGUGCCUGAAAUUUCGAUAUCGAACACGAUGACUAGGUCGAAGAAGCCGAGGAAACAACAACAAGAAGGAGCAAAAAAGAAGAGAGCACGUCGAAAAAAGUCCUCCGUCCCUAAAGAUUCCUUCCUCGAGCUUCCCUGCUCCAUCUGUAAGGGAUUCGAUCAUGAAAAAGUCCUUCUCCUCUGCGAUACAUGCGACCACCCAUACCAUACAUACUGCGUUGGUCUUGAAGCUCUUCCUCCUGAAGAAGAGGAGUGGUUUUGCACUCGUUGCAGCAGAGACGUGCCACCACCUGUCACUCGCCCUGAAAAGGUGCUCUCCGCCAAUGAAUUGUUGCCCCAAAGUUUAUUUCCGACAAAGAAAGAGAGCGCGGAGGGCGAGGAUCUCGAUAAUCCCGACGAGAUGCAGAAGAAGGAGGCGUUGGCGACCCAGCGCGAGCAGGAGGAGGCUGCUAGGCUAUUGAAGCAGAAUAAUACAAAUAACACAGCUAGCAAUGCCCCAAGUGGGAUUGCACAGCUGAGGAAAUCUUCGGACCAGGUCCCUACAAAUGCUGCAAAUACUGGGCAGGUAGGCCAUCCAGACAAGACGAACCAAGACGACUUUAUAUUCUCUGACAACAUCUCAACACCAACUGGAAUUAUGUCGCGUUCUCCAGAGCUCAGCAAGAAAGAGGCCGAGAAUUCUGCCAAUUUUGUAGCUUCAGCAACUGCCAUAAAAAUGCGUGAAUCACCUACGGACCUCUCCCCCCAAGUACCAACCGUCAACAAGAUCAUAAUGCCCGACGACCCAGAUCCUGAGACAGACCUGAACGAAUAUUCUCUCGAUCAACCUCCUGAAAUAAUUCAUUACAAAUUUCCCGAGAUACCAUUUCAACUGGACACAUCUAACCUGGAAUAUGACCCGACAAUUACUUGUACAACACCGCAUCAGCAGAACUUCCCCUUCUCGCCCACACACUCGCCCCUCGUACAGCACGGCUCCUUUCCCGACAUAUACAAUAACGUCUCGAUGCCCUCUUCCUUAUUGAAUUCAAAUGACUGUUGUUCGACUUAUCCAUCCGCUGUCUCGACACCGCAGCCAAUUCCGGAAAAUCAGGAUGUAUACUUCCAGCAGCGCGACAUCGAUAUGCGACAUCAAAGGCCUCACACAUUCAGCCAUGGGCCCUCGAGCUUAUCGAAUUCUAUGGCUCCGCAGUAUGUGUAUAAUGCUAACGGGGGUUCGAUAUUCACUGCUGUGACGGCAGGCGGACAAUCGAACUCGUCCACUGCUGGGUGUUCCGGAAUGGCACAGCGUAUAAAUCCUUGGCAAAUAUUCCAAUUUGAUUAUCCAGCACGGUUGCCAGGUAACCCCAUGGGUAAUGAGAAUAUGUUCAGCUUUGGAGCUAAUUCUGACGGGGAUGAAGAGGAGGGUGGUGUGUUCGCGGAUCGGAUAAUGAAGCACGAGUCUGUGCUGUCACCAAUAGAGAAUCCGAGCAUGGAGAUGGAACCAGGUAGUUUUCAGUGGAAUGCCGAUUUAUUGGGAGAGUUCAACACACAGGCUACGCAUUAUCGUGGUGGAGGCUCUGCCGAUAUGGGGUCCGUUGAAUGGGACGGCUCAGGUAGCUCUCUGAGCAGAACGCAUGCCUCUACACAAUCGGUUUCCGACAAUCGUUCAAGGAAUGGAAAUGAUAGAAGGCAAAAUAUCCCACGGACGGCAUCGGUGCCAAACACGGCUUUGAUGGGACAGCCAGCCGGCAUGCUCGAGCAGAUGUCGAACCCAAAUUCGCCACCCGAUCUAAGUAAUACGUCUGUUAAAUCUGCUGUUUCGAGUCUGCCAUCUCCUAGACGAUCAAAGCACGGCUCUUCGAUGAAUCUUGCUGGUGCAGCUGCUCAGGACAAGAAUGGUGUUCCAAUGACCUGCACGAACUGUGCCACGCAGAAAACACCCCUCUGGCGACGAAACCCGGAAGGCCACUCACUCUGCAAUGCCUGUGGACUCUUCCUAAAGCUUCACGGUGUCGUGCGACCCCUUGCAAUGAAAACAGAUGUCAUCAAGAAGCGCAACCGCGGUUGCGGUCCAGGCCGUUCUUUUCCAGCUAAAGGACCCCGUGGAGAAUCCCCUGGGCAGCCAACGAGCGCAUCGAAGAGAAAGAGAGGCAAGGACCCCAUUGCAGCAACAGCCCCAGCGGCUCCCACAACCCAAGCAACAACCCCAACCAGCAAAUGCGGAAGGCCCGUAAACGAAUGCCACAUCCCAUCCUCAGUUACAGACUCAGACAGAGCAGGAGGCAGCACAUCCAGCACGGCAGGCUCCUCUAUCGCUGUAUCCAUGCCUCAAUCCCACGCAGACAUGAUACCGAAAUGCCAGCGUCGACACAGCGAGUCCGUCUCUGCGAUCGAGAGCACAGAUGUCGACUCCCUUGAGAAGCAUACGAGAUUUAAUGAGGCGGUGAAGAGCGUGGAUAUGGGUACAGUCAGCAGCAGUAAUAGUGGUGUGUGUUUGGGGACUGUGGGCUUGGCAGGUGGCUCCGGGACGGAACCGCAGAAUUGGGAGUGGUUGACUAUGAGUCUUUGAUGGACUUUUCCGUUUACUUACCUUUCAUGGGCUUGGCGUUCGAGUGUGUGCGUUCCUUUGCAUGGAUACAUGAUGUUGCGCGGGGUUUCCGAUCCACGUUUCAUCGAUUUGGGGUGGGUGGAAGAAUUGGGACUUGAUACCAUGCGGUUUUUUCGUUUUUGUUCUUUUGGGGGGAGGACUACUGGCUUACAUGAGCGGGCGAGCUUCUCAAUAUUGCUAUUGAUGACUGGAUGGGUGGGCUGUUAUGAUUGCAUACUUGAUUGAUUCGGGU